Camellia sinensis is the source of this 813-nucleotide messenger RNA. Its product is annotated as ferredoxin-thioredoxin reductase, variable chain. The record is from RefSeq and is a predicted model, not a curated record. Gene Ontology annotation, biological process: photosynthesis. Lineage: Eukaryota; Viridiplantae; Streptophyta; Magnoliopsida; Ericales; Theaceae.
AUCAAACUAAAAUAUCAUACACAUACAUACGUACACAUACAAUUUUUACUUAUAGACUCAGCUUCAAAAUUUAUUUACAAGCCCAACAAAAACUAAAAACAAAAUCAAAAAUUUCAACAAUGAUGACAUCUCCAUCUCCAGCUCCAGCUCCAGCUCCAGCUCCAGCAUUCUUCCCCUCCUCCUCAUCCCUCAAUCACCCCCCCAAAUCACUCCUCCCCUAUGCGACGUCGUUUCCUCCUCCACUCCUCGCCGUCGACGCCGUUGCUCGGAGAAGAUCGUUUCCGCCGCUGGUGCGAGCAUCAACGACUGUCGACGCGGCGGCGGUGCUGUCGGAGGAGGAAGAGAAGGCCGAGGCCAAGAUCGGAGCUAGGGUUAGGGUUAAGGUUCCAUUGAAGGUGUACCAUGUUCCCAGAGUUCCGGAGACUGAUUUGACUGGAAAAGAAGGGGUUUUGAAACAGUACGUUGUUGUUUGGAAAGGGAAACGAAUUUCGGCGAAUCUGCCUUUCAAGGUUGAGUUCUUUGCAGAUGUGGAAGGCCGAGGAAAGGUCAAGUUCUUCGCGCAUCUCAAGGAAGAUGAGUUUGAGUACCUUGAUUGAUUGAUUGAUACACUUACAGUUGAGUUUUUGUUUUGCCUUUGCUUUCAAUUAAAAUCCUAAUGUUGUUGUUGUUAUCAUGAAUGCCACUACUGGAAUAAUAACUCCGCCGUGCAGGUUUUAUUUUGGUAAUUGAUGUAGAUAAUUGAUCUAAUAUGUUCAGUGAAUUAGUAUUUUGGGGGGUUUAGAAAGUUUCAAUCAAUCAAUUGUUUUUGUUUAA